CAACAAGUCACGGUUGCGCUUCCACUACAACAAGGGGAGGGGGAAUCUGUCUCGAUGAUUCUGGAUGGAUCAAUGCAUGGUUGCUCUAGAAGAUGGUCGCUGUUACCCAGAAUAUUCCUCUUACACCUCCCCUUCCAGACAGGCGGUUUUGUUAGGUGAGGCUUACAAAAAGUGUGGCCGUCAAUUCUCAUCACUAUUGUGUUGAGUUUAGUGCAUUGAUUGGAUGAAUGGUGCGCGGGAAUUGUGACGGAGGAUGGUUUUGAGGGGCUUCUUGCAGUUUCCGUUAGAAGAGCAGGGGACCCUCAUUCCAAGUCUCCGACCGUUUUCCAUUCCCCAACUGCACCACCCUCAUGCAUUUGGACUCGUAAUCUCCAGAGCUGGAAAUGGUCUGCGUUCACUAAGGAAAAGUGUUUCUGGGGCCAUGGUCUUCUCACGUGAAAGGGAGAGAGAAGUCAAAGAAAAAUCAUCUGCCGCCCCCUUGCGAGGGGAACCUGGGCGUGGAACUGAGGGGUUCGUUAGAGAAGAGUAGCUUGAGUCUGCCAGCAAUCAGGCUGCUACUCGUUGCGGCAGAAUCGUAGAGGCCAUCGUAUCAAUCCCUGGCUGACUCGUCAUUGCCUCUGGUUCACUUCGAAGCUUGAGAUAUCAACUUUUCUCCCAUUGAUCUUUAUCCACACUCAUGGUCGGCGUCGUUACCAACUCGUUUAUUUCAGGCUUGGACUUUUCUUUUUUGGGUACUUUUACUUUAGUGAGGCAAUUGAUCGUAACGUGAGAGAUUUAUAGCUUCGCCGAGGUGCGAUGUUGUUAUGAUUCUUGAGGGCGGCGAAUUCGGAGCGUGUCGCGGAACUUGGAGGUUGGGGUGAGUAGGGGUGAGUGGUAGUGUGUUUGAGCGAGUGAGAGUUGCGGGAAGGUGCAAUGGUUGACUCGAGGUAUACGCGGAUUAGCAGGAAAUGGGUUGGAUUUGUGACAGCAAUAUGGGUGCAAUCCAUAGCGGGGAACAACUACACAUUCGCCAAUUACUCUCAGGAGCUUAAAUCCGUGAUGCACUACAACCAGGUGCAGCUCAACAAUUUGGGAGUGGCGAAAGACGUGGGGAAGUCGUUCGGGUUGUUUGCGGGCUUGCUGGCGGAUCGUCUCCCCACCUGGCUCAUACUGUUGAUAGGUGCUGUUGAGGGCGCUGUCGGCUAUGGUACGCAGUACCUCGUCGUGAGUCAGACUAUCAGACCUCCGUCCUAUUGGCAGAUGUGCGUCGUUUUGUGCAUGGGAGGUAACAGCACCACUUGGAUGAACACUGCUGUUCUCGUGACGUGCAUGCGCAAUUUUCCUCGAAGCCGUGGGACAGUUACCGGAACGCUCAAGGGAUACAUCGGCUUGAGCACUGCCAUUUUCACGCAGCUCUGCACAGCGCUCUUCACAAGUGAGGCGUCAUCGUUUCUGCUCCUACUUACCAUCCUGCCCGCGAUCGUAUGCUGCUCUGCCAUCAUCUUCCUGACCGAAGUCCCAGCAUCUGCCAGCCAUGACGAAGACGUGGAGGAGCAGGCUGGGUUCACGAUUAUCAAUUGGAUCUCUCUCGCGCUCGCCCUGUACCUCCUCACCUUCACCGUGCUGGAGUUUUUCUUCCCCCUAUCAUCAUUGCAGUUUAAGUUGUUCGCGGUGGUGCUUCUGCUCUUCCUAAUUGCUCCGCUGGUGGUUCCUCUCAAGCUUAUUCUCCGUAUUUACAAUGACGAUAAAUCUUCCCCCGUGAGUCCCGACGCCACCGCAAUCACGAAGCCUCUUCUGGAGGAAACAUCAGACAACGUGGUACCUCAAACAGACGCAUCUCAAGGUGUUCUUACACAAGUAGAGAAGGGCAGCAGAGCCGACUCAAAACUGGACGCUACAACCGCUGACGAUCGUGAGGUGUCGAAGAGCGUCGAAGAAUAUAAGUUUCCAUCCCUUGGUGAAGACCACAACCUGACAGAAGCAUUAUUGACGAUUGAGUUCUGGUUGCUUUUUUUCACAUUUCUAUGCGGUAUUGGUACCGGCAUCACGGCUAUCAACAACUUGGGUCAGAUUGGAGAGGCUCAGGGAUUCGCAGACGUCUCUAUCUUCAUCUCGCUUAUCAGCAUUUGGGGCUUCUUCGGUCGUGUCGGUGCUGGUGCUGUCUCCGAGUACUACGUCAAAAAGGCAGCCAUUCCUCGCCCAUUGUGGAUGGCGAUCUCGCAAAUUUUCCUCCUCAUGGGUUACAUUAUGUUCGCCAUGGCAGCCCCAGGCUCUCUCUACGUGGGCUCCAUCGUAGUGGGGAUUUGCUACGGCGUGCACAUCUCUAUCACUGUGCCAACAGCAUCUGAGCUUUUCGGCUUGAAGCACUUCGGCAUGUUGUACAACUUUCUCAUCCUAAACAUUCCCCUGGGGUCCUUCCUCUUCUCCGGCAUGCUAGCCGGCUGGUUGUACGAUAGGGAAGCCUCCAAAGUGCCUCAUCUCUCUACCAUCUUGGUUAAGAAAAUAUUCUCGACUGCAGCAGAUUUUGUAGCGCUGGGAGAGUCGGUUGAUCCGCCCAAGUGCGUUGGCUCCCACUGCUUUCGGUCGGUGUUCAUCGUCAUGGCCGGUAUGUGCGCAUUUGGCAUCUUACUUAACGUGGUCUUGAUUUUGCGGAUUCGGCCCUUGUACCAAGAUUUAUAUGGACCUAAUGGUUCAGUAGAGAGGAAGAGGAGGAUGCAGCCGAAGUCAAGGUAAUCGGACAAUGUAGAAUUACGCAGCUGCGUCGUUGUGUUUAGAGUAGGGAGUACGUAGGAAUAAGCUUAGAGCCUGCAAUUCGAUUUGAAGAAUAGUCGCGAUUAAGAUGAAGCAUUUCUGUACAAUAUUCCACAGAAUUCCGGACUCGGAAGGAUAUGUAUGUCCCAGAAUACAAUGCCCCGUUCAACCCAAAUUUUUGGAACGGAGAACAUGACAGUGCACAUUGA
Messenger RNA from Physcomitrium patens, 2939 nucleotides. RefSeq names its product protein NUCLEAR FUSION DEFECTIVE 4. The record is from RefSeq and is a predicted model, not a curated record. NCBI's taxonomy places the organism in Eukaryota, Viridiplantae, Streptophyta, Bryopsida, Funariales, Funariaceae. Gene Ontology annotation, cellular component: membrane.